Pseudonaja textilis is the source of this 2219-nucleotide messenger RNA. RefSeq names its product dual specificity phosphatase 1 (gene DUSP1). The record is from RefSeq and is a predicted model, not a curated record. Gene Ontology annotation, biological process: protein dephosphorylation; negative regulation of p38MAPK cascade; endoderm formation. NCBI's taxonomy places the organism in Eukaryota, Metazoa, Chordata, Lepidosauria, Squamata, Elapidae. Gene Ontology annotation, molecular function: MAP kinase tyrosine/serine/threonine phosphatase activity. Gene Ontology annotation, cellular component: nucleus; cytoplasm.
CGCCUCCACCCUUCCUAUAAAAGCUUCGCCGGUUCAGGCUGAGCGAGCAAACAAGCCAGCAACCCUCGGAACGGCAACGCUCUUGAGCCGCAAAACGCGCCAACCAACUUUCCCAGCGCGCCAAUCAAACCAGCGAAGAUCGGAUUAAAACAAAAAGAAGAAGAAGAAAAAAAAGAGCUUCACCUCCCAGCUCAGAUACAGUUCCUUGGAGGGGAAAAUUACAGAAAUUACCCGGACGGAGGAAUAAAGCAACCCGAAGCUGCUUGCUCAGAAACCCAGCCAAGCGGAGGAAGUUUUUUUGUUUUUAUUUUUAUUUUGAAGGCGCCGAGAGGGGAGAAGAAAGGACAAGGGGGUCUUUUUGCCCUUCCCCGCGCUGCCCGCCCUGACUCGAGCGAUGGUCAACAUGCAAGUCUGCGCCCUGGAUUGCGAGACGUUGCGCGACUUCCUCCAAGACCGCGAUUUGCAAUGCCUGGUGCUGGAUUGCCGCUCCUUUUUCGCCUUCAACUCCUCGCACGUCCGAGGCUCUUCCAACGUCCGCCUCAGCACCAUCGUGAGGCGGAGGGCGAAGGGCGCCGUGGGCUUGGAGCACAUCCUUCCCAACGAGGAAGCCCGCGCCCGCUUGCACAAGCGCCUCUACCACACCGUGGUGCUGCUGGAUGAGCGCAGCGCCGAUCUCGAAGCGCCCAAGCGGGACAGUACCCUCCAGCUGGCUCUUAACACCCUUUGCAGGGAAGCCCGGGACACCCGCAUCUGCUUCCUCAAGGGAGGAUACGAGGCCUUCUCUUCCACCUUCCCUGAACUGUGCACCAAGCCCUCUGUCCCUAAAGGCCUCACACUGCCUCUCAGUACCACCGUUACCCCUGGCAGUGCCGAUUCCAACUGCAGCUCCUGUGGAACCCCUCUCUAUGAUCAGGGUGGUCCAGUGGAAAUCCUGCCUUUCCUGUAUUUAGGCAGUGCCUAUCAUGCUUCCAGAAAAGACAUGCUGGAUACUUUGGGGAUCACCGCCUUGAUCAAUGUCUCUGCAAACUGCCCUAACCAUUUUGAAGGACACUAUCAGUACAAAAGCAUCCCUGUAGAGGACAGCCACAAAGCUGACAUCAGUUGCUGGUUUAAUGAAGCUAUUGACUUCAUAGACUCCAUCAAAAAUGAUGGCGGACGAGUGUUUGUCCACUGCCAAGCUGGAAUCUCCCGCUCUGCAACCAUUUGUCUUGCUUAUCUUAUGAGGACCAACCGAGUCAAACUCGACGAAGCCUUUGAGUUUGUGAAACAGAGAAGAAGCAUCAUCUCCCCUAACUUUAGCUUCAUGGGCCAGCUGUUGCAGUUUGAAUCCCAGGUCCUUGCUCCAAAUUGCUCAGCAGAGGCUGGAAGCCCAGCUAUGUCUGCACUGGACAGAGGAACAUCCACUACAACUGUCUUCAACUUCCCCGUUUCCAUCCCUGUUCAUCCUUCUUCCAAUGCACUAAACUAUCUUCAGAGCCCCAUCACCACAUCUCCAAGCUGUUGAAAGGCAGGUGCCAGCUGACUCUGUGCAAAGACUUGACAUCUUGUUGUUACCUGAAAAGUGCAAUAACUUUAGGAGGAGAUCUAUUCGUUUAUAUGGGUCUCCUCUUGUUACAUCUACAUUGUUACAAGCAAUACAGAAUCACCAGCAGAUCAAUAUUUCUGACUCCAGAAAGCGAGGUUCUUUCUGAUAGAUGAUCUUGACAGAGAGGCAUUUUUGACCAAUGUUUGGAUGCCCAUAAAGGGGGACAAAGCACAAAGGACUUUGCUUUCUACUCCUGAAAAAUUCCCAUUACUGUCUUUCCCUCCCUCGCUGUUCCAGUAGCAAAUCCAACAGAAUUCGCUGUCUCUGGAUAUGCUGGCCCCUUGUACAAGAAGUUCUUUGUAUUUAUUUAUUUUUAUGGUGUAAUUGCAAUGAGUGUUUCGUCUUCAAGUCUGAAUUUUCAUUUUCUUGUCUUUUUUUUAAAAAAAGAAAGAAACAAAAUACCUCAGGUGGGGUUUUUUUGGUACUGUAAUCCUACAAAAACAUCUUAAAACUGUUUCCAAAGCACUGACAUGGAAAGCACAAAGGAGUGUUGUGAGGCUUUUUUGGUUGCUAGUGGUUGUAUGCUUGCUGGAUUUAUUUAUGAUGUGAAAUAAUAUAUUUUCUUCUUAUAAAAGAAGACAGGUUUUGUAAUGCCUUUUAUACCAGCCAAAUAAAUUAUGACAUUUCUAUUAAA